Messenger RNA from Oncorhynchus kisutch (coho salmon), 1101 nucleotides. RefSeq names its product cellular nucleic acid-binding protein-like. The coding region runs from base 130 to 615 and encodes 161 amino acids. The record is from RefSeq and is a predicted model, not a curated record. The transcript has 6 exons. NCBI's taxonomy places the organism in Eukaryota, Metazoa, Chordata, Actinopteri, Salmoniformes, Salmonidae. Gene Ontology annotation, molecular function: zinc ion binding; nucleic acid binding.
UGCCAACCGCCGUUAAACCUCAUCGAAGAAGAAGGGCCGCGUGCAAACCGCGUGUGACGCAGAAAGGAGGGAGGGACCGAUAACAAACAAACAAACAGGAACAGUCACGUAGCUGAGGAACACGUGGAGAUGAGUAGUAAUGAGUGUUUUGGAUGCGGCCGCACCGGCCACUGGAUCAAGAACUGCCCGAAUGCCGGGCGGGGACGAGGCAAGGGCCGCGGGAGGGGGAAAGAUCUGUUCUGCUAUCGCUGUGGCGAGCCUGGGCAUGUCGCCAGGGACUGUGAGAAGACUGAGGAUGCGUGCUACAACUGUGGUCGUGGAGGACACAUUUCCAGAGACUGUAAGGAGCCCAAGAAGGAGAGGGAACAGGUCUGUUAUAACUGUGGCAAGGCUGGCCACGUGGCCCGAGACUGUGACCAUGCCAACGAGCAGAAGUGCUACUCCUGUGGAGGUUUUGGACACAUCCAGAAGGGCUGUGAGAAGGUCAAAUGUUACAGGUGUGGUGAGAUCGGCCAUGUUGCCAUCCAGUGCAGCAAGGCCGGCGAAGUCAACUGCUACAACUGCGGAAAGUCUGGUCACCUGGCUAAAGAAUGCACCAUCGAGGCCACGGCCUAGCACUCUGCUGCCUUCCUACGCCCCUCCUUUUUCACAUGGAUGAUUGUAUUAUUUUGUCUGAAACUUGCCUUCUGGCUACGGAGGUUGCUCCCAGACCAGUCUGCUGUAAAGUGCGGAAUAAUACACUUUCUGUAUUUAAUCCAAAAUGUUUACUUUGGUAGAGGUUAAUGUACAAUGGUUUGUUAAAGAAGCCAUUUUCCAUGCCACUGGUGACAAGGGAUGAGUUCUGAGUGGAUGUCCUCCCUACCAGGUCCGGGGAAACCAGCCCUGGAGUCAGAAUGAAAGUUUGUCGGAACUUUUUAGUUUUUUGGAACAUAACGGACUAGACCUGAGACAGCAGCACCACCCAGUGGUCGUUAUGGAUUCGUUCCGUCCGACAGCAGCAUGCAGACAGACCAGGACCAAACCCGUCACAACAUGGUGUAUGAGUACAGACGGUCAUAGCUAAUUCACAAGAAAAUAAAAAUAUUUGUUUUUGUACAGUUA